AGCGGCGGCACCCGGCGCUUAUAGGGCCGGGAAUGGGGCUGCCGCCGCCGCCGCCGCCUAGUCAGCUUAGUGUCCGCCGGAGCUCGGCCGCUGCCGCGCUGUCGUCGCGCCGCCCCCGGAAUCGGCCGGCCGGGCCCGGAGCCAAGGCCGCGUCCUCGCCAUGCCGGCACGGUGGCCGCUGCUCUUGCUGGUGCUGCUGCUGCUGCCCGGCCCGGAGAUUUUUGGCAGCACCAGUACAGUAACACUACCUGAAACCUUGUUGUUUGUUUCAACCCUGGAUGGAAGUUUGCAUGCUGUCAGCAAGAGGACAGGCUCAAUCAAGUGGACUUUAAAAGAAGAUCCAGUUCUACAAGUCCCAACACACGUGGAAGAGCCUGCCUUCCUCCCAGAUCCCAAUGAUGGCAGCCUGUAUACACUUGGAGGCAAGAACAAUGAAGGCCUGACGAAACUUCCCUUUACCAUCCCGGAACUGGUACAGGCAUCCCCCUGCAGAAGUUCAGAUGGAAUCCUCUACAUGGGUAAAAAGCAGGAUAUUUGGUAUGUCAUUGACUUACUGACUGGAGAGAAGCAGCAGACUCUGUCAUCAACCUUUGCAGAUAGCCUCUGCCCAUCAACCUCUCUUCUGUAUCUUGGACGGACAGAAUACACCAUCACCAUGUAUGACACCAAGACGCGAGAGCUCCGCUGGAAUGCCACCUACUUCGACUAUGCAGCUUCCCUUCCUGAGGACGAUGUGGACUAUAAGAUGUCCCACUUCGUGUCCAAUGGUGAUGGGCUAGUGGUGACGGUGGACAGUGAAUCUGGGGAUGUCUUGUGGAUCCAAAACUAUGCUUCCCCCGUGGUGGCCUUCUAUGUCUGGCAGCGGGAAGGUUUGAGGAAGGUGAUGCACAUCAAUGUGGCUGUGGAGACCCUGCGCUACCUGACCUUCAUGUCUGGUGAGGUGGGACGUAUUACCAAGUGGAAGUACCCAUUCCCCAAGGAGACGGAGGCCAAGAGCAAGCUGAUGCCCACCUUGUAUGUUGGGAAGUACUCCACCAGUCUCUACGCCUCCCCCUCUAUGGUACACGAGGGAGUCGCUGUUGUGCCUCGUGGCAGCACUCUUCCUUUGCUGGAAGGCCCCCAGACUGAUGGUGUCACCAUUGGGGACAAGGGGGAAUGUGUGAUCACACCUAGCACGGACCUCAAGUUUGACCCUGGAUUCAAGGGGAAGAACAAACUAAACUACUUGAGGAAUUACUGGCUUCUCAUAGGACAUCAUGAAACCCCACUGUCUGCAUCUACUAAGAUGCUGGAGAGAUUUCCUAACAAUCUACCCAAACAUCGGGAAAAUGUGAUUCCUGCUGAUUUGGAGAAAAAGAACUUUGAGGACGUUAUUAACCUGGUUGACCAGACUUCGGAAAACACACCAAUUACCAUGUCUCAGGAUGUCGAAGAAAAGUUGGCUCAUGCUCCUGCCAAACCUGAGGCUUCUGUGGACUCCAUGCUCAAGGACAUGGCCACCAUCAUCCUGAGCACCUUCCUGCUGGUCGGCUGGGUGGCUUUCAUCAUCACCUACCCGCUGAGCAUGCAUCAGCAGCACCAGCUCCAGCACCAGCAGUUCCAGAAGGAACUGGAGAAAAUCCAGCUCUUACAGCAGCAGCAGCUGCCUUUCCACUCCCAUGGAGAUGCAACCCAAGAAGCUGAGCUCCUAGACACAUCUGGCCUCUACUUGGAGAGCUCAGGGACCAGCAGCUCCAGCCCAUCCCCCAGAGCCUCCAACCACUCACUUCACUCCAGCAGCUCUGCCUCCAAGGCUGGUGCCGGCCUCUCCCUGGAGCAAGAUGACGAGGAUGAGGAAACCAGUGUAGUGAUUGUUGGGAAAAUUUCAUUCUGUCCCAAGGAUGUCCUGGGUCAUGGAGCCGAGGGCACAAUUGUAUACCGGGGCAUGUUUGACAACCGUGAUGUGGCUGUGAAGAGGAUCCUCCCUGAGUGUUUUAGCUUUGCAGACCGUGAGGUCCAGCUGCUGAGAGAAUCAGAUGAGCACCCAAACGUGAUCCGUUACUUCUGCACCGAGAGGGACCGGCAGUUCCAAUACAUUGCCAUUGAGCUGUGUGCAGCCACACUGCAGGAGUAUGUGGAACAGAAGGACUUUUCCCACCUUGGCCUGGAGCCCAUUACCUUGCUGCAGCAGACCACCUCAGGCCUGGCGCACCUCCACUCCCUCAACAUUGUUCACAGAGACCUGAAGCCCCACAACAUUCUCCUUUCCAUGCCCAAUGCUCAUGGCAGGAUCAAGGCCAUGAUUUCUGACUUUGGCCUUUGCAAGAAGCUGGCAGUGGGCAGGCACAGCUUCAGCCGCCGUUCUGGGGUACCUGGCACCGAAGGCUGGAUUGCCCCGGAGAUGCUGAGUGAAGACUGCAAGGAGAACCCUACCUACACGGUGGACAUCUUCUCAGCAGGCUGCGUCUUUUACUAUGUCAUCUCUGAGGGCAGCCAUCCUUUCGGCAAGUCCCUUCAGCGGCAGGCCAACAUUCUCCUGGGUGCCUGCAGCCUUGACUGCUUCCACCCAGAUAAGCAUGAAGAUGUUGUUGCGCGUGAGUUGAUAGAGAAAAUGAUCUCAAUGGAUCCCCAGCAGCGGCCCUCGGCAAAACAUGUGCUAAAGCAUCCAUUCUUCUGGAGCCUAGAAAAGCAGCUCCAGUUUUUCCAGGAUGUGAGUGACCGAAUAGAAAAGGAGUCCCUGGAUGGCCCCAUAGUGAGGCAGUUAGAGCGAGGCGGAAGAGCCGUGGUGAAGAUGGAUUGGAGGGAGAACAUCACUGUCCCCCUCCAGACAGAUCUGCGUAAAUUCAGAACCUACAAAGGUGGCUCUGUCAGAGAUCUCCUCCGAGCCAUGAGGAAUAAGAAGCACCACUACCGGGAGCUCCCUGUGGAGGUGCGGGAGACUCUGGGCUCCCUCCCUGAAGACUUUGUUCGCUACUUCACAUCACGCUUCCCCCACCUCCUCUCACAUACCUACCAAGCCAUGGAACUGUGCAGCCACGAGAGACUCUUCCAGCCCUACUACUACCACGAGCCCCCAGAGCCCCAGCCCCCAGUGACUACAGACACCCUCUGAGCAGGCGGCGCCUCCGACCUGAUGGCUACAGCUAAGACUGUGGGCCUGGUCUCUGCAGUCCAGACCUCUACGCCUCCAGGCUUAGCAGGGAGACCAGGCUUCCCAACCAAGUGCCUUGCACUGCCACUGUGCAGCCAGCAGAGGCUAAUGCUGACCUCAGGAGGUAGAAGAGGUGGCCCCUCCUCUACGGGGAGGUCGGAAGAGGCUGGCCCUGAAAGCUUUGUAGUCGGGGAUGUCUACAAAGGAGCGCCCAUCCCAGAGGCUGCAAGAGGAGCACCAUUGACCUUCUGCUGGAUGAAUUCAUGUCGACUGACAUUUCUUUUAAUAUCUCUGUUUGACAGCAGUGUGGAGGCCUUUCUGGAAGGGCAUAGGGGAAACCUAAGGCUUGCCUUUGUGCUGGGAUACAGCAAGUGCUUUUGCUAGAAAUGGUCUUGAGAGGUGCAGGGCAUCGAGGAGGUCAUUCACAAGUAUUAACCUGGGCACAGGAGGCACCUCACUGAUUGUAAAUGUGCCCUUAGCCUCCAGAUUCAUGGUAGCCAGUGUUGCUUCAGGCAGCAAAGCUGUGACCAUUGGGCAUGAAGUUAGGGACUGGUCAGCCAUGCACGCAGGGCCCUGAGGUGCAUCUGUAGCUCUCUGAAAGACAAGGAGAACACUCUAUUCUGGAGGCAGUGCUGGCCCAGCACACCCGUGACCUGUGGUAGAUUGUGUCCUGGGCCCUUUGGGUCAGAGAUGAAGAGUUCAUCAAGGAGGGUGGCUAAGACUAGACAGGGACAGGCCUCGAGACUAAAUGAGGCGAGCCCAAAGGGAGCCUCCCAGCCACUAAGAAAGCUCUGAGCCAGAGAGUGAGUGGUAAGGUCCCUCCGUCCCAGAGGCCAACAGAUCAGGACACAUACAGCGAGUCAGGACCCAGCAUUAAGAGCCAAAGCCAGGGUCACCACAGGCUUGAUGAGCCAGCUUUUAAGGUUCUCCUAGCAAGUUUUAAUGACUACAUUUUAAUCUUACUAUAGAAAGCUCCAUUUAACCUAAGUGAGCUAAACUGUUGCUUACUUAUGAAGAAGAAAUGCAAUCUAUAUUCUAUUCUAUUUUGUAUGGUACCAAAAAUUGCCAUCCCUUCAAGAGUGUUUCCAUGAGAACUCUCUCUAAUGCUCAAAGUAAAACAUUCUAGUGACACUAUGUAAAUGUAUUCAUGUCAAAGUGAUGUUCCGUAAAUUAUUGCUUCUUUCUUUCUCUAAAAUUAAUAUCAUUUUUAACUUCUUUUUCAGUCAGAACUUUCCUGUGUCUCCUUCAGGAGGGGUUAGAGGAUAGGAUGCAGUGAGGGCCUGUAGUCUUUGGGAGGAGUCUCCCUGUGAACUUCCCCCAGCCAAUGCAGGGUCACGGCUGGUGAGCUGAGGCUGUAUUCGUGCAUGGUGAAAGCGGCAUUGCCAGCUUUCACAUUGACAGAAGUCCUUGCUGCUGCUGCUUGUGAGAGGUCUUCUGGAUAUGUUUGUAUCAGGGCCACUUAUCCAAAGCCUAUUCUGCCUCUAGAAAUCAAUUCCUUUGCUUUCAAAAUGGCCAGAGUGGCCUUUUUUCUUAACAGGAACCCUAUGUCUUUGAAACUCAUCCCUGACCCCAUCCAUGGAGCCUUGGCCCCAUAACUGGCUCCUUGAGCAUCUCCUACCUUAGCACUUUGCCAGUGGAUUCAAGAAGUAACAGUACAAGAGAAAGCCUGAGGAGAUAGGGCAGGUGCUAGGCUCAACCUAACAGGACUGUCAAGGGACUGCUGCUCCCCUUGUGCUUGUGGCUGUUUUUCCUCUUAAGAAUGCCCAGCUGGCUUCUAGAGGUCCUCACUGUUUGAACCCAAGUUGCCAAGCAACAGCCUUUUCAAAUGUCUUUUCCACUUACCAGUUAAUUUCUAAGGACUUCAAUUUUAUAAAAUUGUUCAUUGUGUUUUGUUUGAGCAUUUACUCUGUCGAGCUAGGCAGGACAUGGAGGUUAGGGAAACAGGUGAACAAGACAAAAGAAACUUCAACUGCCAUAAAGCUUCUUGUGAGAGAGCUGACAGCAACUGAGUAUCAGGACUACAAAGAAAACCCAAAUAGGUGGGGAAAGGUGUGGUGUGGGGCUUGCCCCUUUUCUGCUCUAGACUUGCCUGUGUCUGAGACUCCAUUGGCUCCAGUUGGGUCAGCUUCUGUCUGUCCUCUCCUUCACCAUGAGGGACCCAGGAAGUCUGAAGAGGUCUCGGAGCACUUUUGUUGAAAACAUCUUGGGCUUCAUCUGAUAUAUUCCAGUCUCUAGAAGUCUGGUUUCCCCUUGUAUUUGGCUCUUAAGGGGGAGGGGACUUUCUGCAAGUUGGAACAGCUCUCCAGCAUUGUGUGGCAUUAGUUCAAGUUACAGGGCUCUUACCAUUCCUGGAAGGUUGUUCACCUUUUAGACAGAAAUGAAUGCCCUCCUUCAAGAAUCAAAGAACACUAUAACUUGCUUAAGUCUUGUGUUGACUCUUUCUCUGGCAUGAACCUUUUUCUUGUUUCUUCUUAAAUCUUCCACUUAUAUUUAAAGCUCCACAUGUCUUUGGCACCAAAGCAUUUGCACUUUGGGGAUCACUUGUAUCACCUGUUAUGUCUCUAGACCAUCGAGUGGCUGAACGUGAGCCCAUAGCUGCAGAGGUGGCCCCUGGUGUGGGUGAAGCAGUUGUCUCAGAACCUUUCCUGUGAGACCACUGGUCAGUCACAGCCCUGUAUCAUGUUGGAGGUCCCAGGGGCAGCAGGCCCAGUUGAUGCUUUCCUUUACCACCUCUGAAGAUAAGUUAGUUCCUCAUCAGGGCCGAUUUGACUUGUGAAGAGGUUUUGUGAGUUGUGAUUCAGUGAUCAUUGGUAGUUCUUUCUUGUCAGAUAAGAGUAAUUAAGUCACCUCCUUCAGAAAUGACCUCCUGCUCACUCUCUUUCCAGGGAUAGGACAUCGGUCAUAUGCGGUUUCCUAUGGCUCUACUCCAUCUAGUCACUAGAUCUUCAUUUGUCUGCUUCUCAUCCAUUGUCUUUGUUCUGCAUUGGUUGGGAGGAGCCAGCAGCCCUGGAAAGAGACACUUGAAGUUUCCCCAUUAGCCCUGCUCUCUGCUCUUGGCAUUCCUGAAAUUGUACUUCUUCGUUUCCCAGCCUUUCUUUCCUACCCUUCCACCUCCAGGAGCAGUGAUGCUCACAGCUGGCCUGCAUCUGGCUUUUCCUGGAAGGAAACCCUCAGACAUUCUAUGUAGGGAGCCGAGAUUUCAGGGUUGGGUGGGCCAGUGAUCUUCUAGGCCAAAGUGUCCACUCUCUUCCUAUUCUUUGUUUUCUUUAUGAAAUAAUGAUUUCCCACGAAUAAGUCUGGUUUGUUAGGCACUUUUAAGUCUUUUGUGUAUUCAUUGGAAAGCCACAAAGGGCACAUCUGCGACGAGCCUCCCCUGGAGCAGCCUUAAGCACACUGCCAGCCCAAGUCCCAUGGGCUCACUGUCCUGUGCUCUGUGGGCUUGGUGGGUACAGUAUUCCUUCCUCCCUCGUGUCCCCAAAGCUGUGACGGGGAGGGAGACUCCCCACUCACCCCAGCAUUACCAGUCAGCACGCGCCAUGCUCACCUGGAUGCCUUCUGUAGUGUUCUUUUGCAAUGAUCUAUUUAUUGAACCUAUUUAUAUUUAUUUAAUUUUUACUCUGAAGUAUAACCAGUUACAAUUGCACUUGCUGAAAGCAUAUCAGAUCUAUUUUGGACAACAUCCCUGACCAUUUUAAAACUGGAAAAGGAAAAGUUAUACUGUAUCCUUCUGCCUUGCAGUAGUCUUAUCUUUAAAGGGUAAAUGAUUUGGUCGGGGUAAAAUGUUAAUUUUUAGGUGAUCUUUUUUUUCAUCUUGAAAAUCCUGUGCCAUUGUCUUCUCUGUGAACGGUUAAUUGGUAUGUGUUGAUCAUGUGAUACAAUCCUCUUUAUGGAACCUAAUAUCCUUUUUAGCAUUCUAUUUUAUAAACUGCCAGAUUGUACAACUUUUUAUGUGUAUUUUUAAAGCUUGAUGAUAAGAGGUCAUUAUCAAAGUUAAACAGCCUAUUUUUGUACCUCCUGUACAGUUUUAUAAUUCUGCUGAUCAAUGAUGGCGAUUUAUUGUUGAGCCAAGUACAAAUAAAAGUAGUUUUAGAUUUGGGA
This is a messenger RNA of Perognathus longimembris pacificus (Pacific pocket mouse), 7228 nucleotides long. It is a transcript of the gene Ern1, whose product is annotated as endoplasmic reticulum to nucleus signaling 1. The record is from RefSeq and is a predicted model, not a curated record. Gene Ontology annotation, cellular component: IRE1-TRAF2-ASK1 complex. The transcript has 22 exons. Gene Ontology annotation, molecular function: RNA endonuclease activity; ATP binding; protein serine/threonine kinase activity. Lineage: Eukaryota; Metazoa; Chordata; Mammalia; Rodentia; Heteromyidae. Gene Ontology annotation, biological process: protein phosphorylation; IRE1-mediated unfolded protein response; mRNA processing. The coding region runs from base 161 to 3091 and encodes 976 amino acids.